GGACAGUCAGUGAUCCAGAAGCUGCUGCACCAUGAGUGUCUCUGUGCUGAGCCCCUCCAGACUCCUAGGCGGCAUCUCUGGGCUCCUCCAAGUGGCCUGCCUGCUCGGCCUGUUUCUGCUGCUGCUCAAAGCAGCCCAGCUCUACCUGCACAGGCGGGGGCUGCUCAGAGCCCUAAAGCAGUUCCCGUCACCUCCCUCCCACUGGCUCUUUGGGCACAACCAGGAGUUCCAAAAGGACCAGGAGCUACAAUGGACUAUGAAGUGGGUACAGAAAUUGCCAAGUGCCUUUCCUCAUUGGCUGUGGGGGACCAAAGUCCGUAUGCUGCUCUAUGACCCUGACUACAUAAAGAUGGUUCUGGGGAGAUCAGACCCAAAAUCUAAUGGUUCCUACAGAUUCCUGGCUCCCUGGAUUGGGCAAGGUUUGCUCCUGUUGGAUGGGCAGACGUGGUUCCAGCACCGGCGCAUGCUGACCCCAGCCUUCCACUAUGACAUCCUGAAGCCCUAUGUAGGGCUCAUGGCAAACUCCGUCCGAGUGAUGCUGGACAAACUGGAGGAGCUCAUUGGCCAGGACUCCCCUGUGGAGAUUUUUCAGCAUGUCUCCUUGAUGACCCUGGACACCAUCAUGAAAUGUGCCUUCAGCCACCAGGGCAGCAUCCAGUUGGACAGGAAUUCCCAGUCCUACAUUCAGGCCAUUGGGGACCUGAACAACCUGGUUUUUUGCCGCAUAAGGAAUGCCUUUCACCAGAAUGACACCAUCUACAGGCUGACCCCUGCUGGCCGCUGGGCCCACCGUGCCUGCCAGAUUGCUCAUCAGCACACAGACCAAGUGAUCAAGCUGAGGAAAGCUCAUCUGCGGGAGGAGGGAGAACUGGAAAAGGUCAGGAGAAGAAGGCAUUUGGAUUUCCUGGACAUCCUCCUCUUCACCAAAACGGAGAAUGGGAGCAGCUUGCCUGAUGAAGACCUUCGUGCUGAAGUAGACACGUUCAUGUUUGCGGGCCAUGACACUACUGCCAGCAGCAUCUCCUGGAUCCUCUAUGCUCUGGCCAAGAACCCCAAGCAUCAGCAGAAGUGCCGUGAGGAGAUCCAGAGCCUCCUGGGAGAUGGAGCACCCAUCACCUGGGACCAUUUGGACCAGAUGCCCUACACCACCAUGUGCAUCAAGGAGGCGCUGAGACUCUACCCACCAGUACCCAGUGUUGGCAGAGAGCUCAGCAAGCCCAUCACCUUCCCUGAUGGUCGCUCCUUACCCAAAGGUACCAUAGUCGUACUGUACAUUUAUGCCCUUCACCACAACCCAAAGGUGUGGCCAAACCCAGAGGUGUUUGACCCUUCCCGGUUUGCACCAAGUUCUGCUCGACACAGCCACGCUUUCCUGCCCUUCUCGGGAGGAUCAAGGAACUGCAUUGGGAAACAAUUUGCCAUGAUCGAGCUGAAGGUGGCCGUGGCCCUGACGCUGCUCCGCUUUAAGCUACUACCGGAUCCCACCCGGGUCCCUACCCCUCUGCCGACAGUUGUAUUGAAGUCCAAGAAUGGGAUUCAUCUGCAUCUGAGGAAGCUCCUUUAA
This is a messenger RNA of Galeopterus variegatus (Sunda flying lemur), 1564 nucleotides long. RefSeq names its product cytochrome P450 4A11. Bases 32 to 1564 code for a protein of 510 amino acids. Lineage: Eukaryota; Metazoa; Chordata; Mammalia; Dermoptera; Cynocephalidae. The transcript has 12 exons. The record is from RefSeq and is a predicted model, not a curated record. Gene Ontology annotation, molecular function: monooxygenase activity; oxidoreductase activity, acting on paired donors, with incorporation or reduction of molecular oxygen; heme binding.